This is a messenger RNA of Stegodyphus dumicola, 1586 nucleotides long. Its product is annotated as tyrosyl-DNA phosphodiesterase 1-like. The record is from RefSeq and is a predicted model, not a curated record. Gene Ontology annotation, molecular function: 3'-tyrosyl-DNA phosphodiesterase activity; double-stranded DNA binding; calcium ion binding. Gene Ontology annotation, biological process: DNA repair. Lineage: Eukaryota; Metazoa; Arthropoda; Arachnida; Araneae; Eresidae. Gene Ontology annotation, cellular component: nucleus.
AUCUUCGAAGUCUGCGUGUUGUCAUUCCGCGAUAUGAAAUUAUAGUUAUAAGUAAUAUGGAUUCCGAUUCUGAUCGGACAAUUGAUUCUGAUGAACUUGAAGCACUCCUUGCACAGUCAAAAGCAGAAACAAAUUCAAAGGAAAAUGAGGAUUCUGUAGGUAAAGUAAAAAGACGAAAAUGCCACACCAAAUUGCAUGAAUUAUCUGAUUCUGAGUCUGAUGAUGGACACAAAAGGAAAAGGAAAAUAGCGCCUGAAAAUGAAGUGGCUACUGAUGAUCGCCCAAAAUGCAGAUAUGGUGAAAAAUGUUACCGGAAAAAUCCAGAUCACAUUAAAAACUUUUAUCAUCCAGGUGAUGAAAAUAAACACAGAGUAGAAGAACCCAGAACUUCAAAAACUGUGAAGCCUGCACAGCCAGUAUUAGUUCAGAAUUAUGGAUUUUAUGUUACACGAGUAAAGGGCAUAAAUCAAAGAUAUAACAGUGGAUUUUCUUUUGGUAUCAAAGAUCUGUUAUCUUUUAAGGAUGGAACACUACUUUCCUCUGCCCAGUUCAAUUAUAUGUUUGAUAUAUCAUGGCUGAUGCAGCAGUAUCCAGAACAAUAUAGGAAUUGCCCUUUGACUAUUGUGCAUGGAGAGCAGCGGGAAGCAAAAAAAUCUUUAGAGAGAUCUGCAGCUGAUUACUCUAAUAUUAAAUUUUGUCAGGCAAAGCUGGACAUUCCAUUUGGCACUCAUCAUACAAAGAUGAUGUUUUUGCUGUAUAAAGAAGGUUUCCGAGUUGUCAUUCAUACUUCAAACAUCGUUGAGAGUGAUUGGUCUCAAAAGACUCAGGGAAUAUGGGUUAGCCCUUUGCUUCCUCAAUUAGAAUGUCCUUCACCAACUGAGGGAGAGUCACCCACUAAUUUUAAAACUGACCUUCUUGAAUAUGUGUCAGCAUAUUUUUCUUCUGAGUUAGAUGAAUGGCAUGAAGUAAUUAAGAAGCAUGAUUUUUCAAAAAUAAAAGUUUUCCUUAUUGGUUCUGUGCCUGGACGCCAUGUGGGGUCUAAGAAAACAUCAUUUGGACAUUUAAAAUUGAGAAAAGUAUUAAAUCUCAAAGGGCCAUCUAAUGAUAUAGUUAAACCUGAUUGGUCUGUAGUAGGGCAGUUUUCUAGUAUUGGCACUCUAGGCGCUUCACCUGAUCAGUGGCUGUGUUCUGAAUUUAUAACAAGUUUAGCCACAACAAAAAACUCAUCUGUUGUGCUCCAAUCUUCAUCAUUAAAACUGAUUUUUCCCAGUGUAGAGAAUGUCCGAAAAAGUUUGGAAGGUUAUCCAGCUGGUGCAUCAUUACCAUACAGUAUAAAAGUUGCUCAGAAACAACCAUAUUUAAAAAGAUUUCUGCACCAAUGGAAGAGUGAAAAAUUGGGUCGUAGUGAAGCUUCACCUCAUAUUAAAACCUACCUACGUUUAUCACCUGAUAAUUCCAGUAUUGGAUGGUUCCUGGUCACGAGUGCCAAUUUGUCAAAGGCUGCGUGGGGAGCUUUAGAAAAGAAGGGUACUCAGUUUAUGAUUCGUUCUUAUGAGCUUGGAGUUUUGUUUAUACCUAGCUAUUUU